AUGGCGCCUCCGGUGCCCCCCCCUCAGCCGGCCGGGGCCCGGCACUACUACGAGGGCUUCGUGCAGAAGCGGGGGCCGCGGGACAUGGGUUACCGGCGGGUCUGGGCCGGGCUGCGGGGGCCGCUGAUCGCCUUCUAUGCGGUGCCCAGGGACCGCCAGCCCCUGGAGAUGCUGGACCUGAGCGAGCUGGUGGCGGUGCGGGCUGAGGGGGGGGGACUCGUCCUCCAGAUGCGGGACCAGAAUGUAACGCUGAAGGUGGAGAGCGCAGAGGCGCAGGAGAUGUGGCGGGGAUUCAUCCUGACCAUGGCUGAGAUGAAGGUGCCCUCGGACCUGGUGCUGCUGCCCGGCCACAGGUUCCAGCUGCUGGAGGCCCUGCGCGAGGAGCAGGAGCGCCGCGCCGUCCCCAGGGAGCUGCUGGUCUCCCAGCUGCUUCUACAACGUGUCGCGGGGGAGGCCGAGCAGCUGCUGGAGCGCAGCGCGGGCAGCGGGAACCUGGUGCUGCGCCCCGGGGGGCACGGCCACGGCGUCUCCGUCACCACGCGCCAGAUGCUGAACAACUCGGUUCUGAUCAGGCACUACAAGGUGAUCGACCUGGGCCAGGAUUACUGCAUCAGCGUGGACGUGCCGCACUACUGCUCCUCGCUGGCCGAGGUGGUGCAGUACUUCGUGGAGAAGAGCAAGGGCAGCCUGCGGCCCCUGCACUCGGAGUACAACCAGAAGCUGGAGUUUGUGGAAACGGACGGGGAGAACGGCGAGAUGCUGCAGGGGGUGUACGAGCCCCCACCCAGCGCCCCCGACCCCCAGUGUCCCCCCCCGACCCCACCCCCCAGGACCCAGGCACCCGUUCUGCCCGACGCCGAGCCCCCAGCCCCGCAUCGCCCCAGGCUGCAGCCCCCCGAGCAGGACAUCACGGAGGAGCUCCUGCAGAAGCUGAGGGUGCGACGAGCUCGCACGGACGGCUGA
Molecule: messenger RNA, 963 nt
Organism: Cygnus atratus (black swan)
Lineage: Eukaryota; Metazoa; Chordata; Aves; Anseriformes; Anatidae
Gene: STAP2
Product: signal transducing adaptor family member 2
Exons: 10
Coding region: 1-963 (320 amino acids)
Molecular function (GO): signaling adaptor activity
Source: RefSeq, a predicted model, not a curated record